Daphnia pulicaria is the source of this 2326-nucleotide messenger RNA. Its product is annotated as sodium-dependent phosphate transport protein 2B-like. The transcript has 11 exons. The record is from RefSeq and is a predicted model, not a curated record. Gene Ontology annotation, cellular component: membrane. Gene Ontology annotation, biological process: sodium-dependent phosphate transport. Gene Ontology annotation, molecular function: sodium:phosphate symporter activity. Lineage: Eukaryota; Metazoa; Arthropoda; Branchiopoda; Diplostraca; Daphniidae. Bases 106 to 1956 code for a protein of 616 amino acids.
AGGUCCUCUACCUGAACUCCAGCUGCAGAACUGUUAGUAGAAUUCAAUCUUCGUCACCUGGUGAACUUGAAGACUGCCAAAGCUAUACUUAUAGCUCUCUGGAAAAUGACGAUCACCAUUGCCACCGAAAUGACCCUUGCCGAAAAGUCAAAUCAAUUACCAGAGGAAACUGAAAAUGUGGCAUCAGCUCCCGUAAUGAAGGACCAAGACGAUAUGGAAAAAGGACAUGACAGCAGUCGUAGGUCGAGUAGUAGUAGUUCGAGUAGUUCAAGCUCCGAUGAGGAUUCGGACGAUGCGUUGGCGACCAAUGUUGACGAUCCAUGGGCGAUUGUCGAAAUGGUAGACGAUUCAGAGAAAUGGAAAGACAUGACCACGAAAGCCAAAGUACUCCGAGUUUCAAUCAACACUGCAAAAAUCGUCACUGCAUUGGGACUGCUUUAUUUUUUCAUAUGCUCGUUGACUUUGCUUUCGGACGCAUUCCGUCUGAUUUCCGGAAAAACUGCCGGCGAAAUUUUCCAACAAAGCGAACUGAUGCAAAAUCCUGUCGUUGGCUUGAUGAUUGGUAUUCUUGUAACGGUGCUGGUUCAAAGUUCCUCAACAUCCACCUCGAUCGUAGUUGCGAUGGUCGCCUCGGGCAUCAUCACCGUUCACAUGGCAAUCCCAAUCAUUAUGGGUGCGAACAUUGGCACUUCGGUGACCAACACGAUCGUGUCCUUCACCCAAAUCGCCAAUAAAAAUGAGUUUAGGAGAGCAUUCGCCGGAGCAACCGUUCACGACAUGUUCAAUUGGCUGGCCGUCAUCGUACUCUUUACCCUUGAAAUUGCGACAAAUUCAAUUUUUGGAAUCGGUUACCUUGAAUGGCUGACCGGAGAAAUAGUCAAAGGUGUCAAUUCCACUUCUGGCAGCGGCGAAGUUCGUUUGUUGAAUGCUAUCAUCGAUCCAUUUGUGGACAAGAUCAUUCAGCUCGAUUCCAGUGUUCUCCAAGGAUGGGCAGUUAAUGAUCCAGAUUACGAAAACGCUUCCUUGAUCCAGCAAUGCGGAAACAUUACCGAACCUGUUCCAUGUCAGGGCGAAUUUCUUUUUGAAGACACCAACAUGGAAGAUUGGGGCGUGGGGCUGAUCCUUCUGUUCAUAUCCCUUUUCAUGCUCUGCGGAUGCCUGGUUGGCUUAGUCAAAAUUCUCAACUCUAUGAUGAAAGGACAUAUCGCUAACCUCAUCAAGCGCGUGAUUAAUGCCAAGAUUCCUUACGUCCCUUGGCUUACGGGCUACAUCGCCAUGGCCCUCGGUGCGGUCAUUACCUUUUUGGUCCAGUCCAGCUCGGUUUUCACUUCCACUCUGACUCCGCUCGUCGGCAUUGGUGUCAUUUCUAUCGAACGAGUCUACCCGCUUACUUUGGGGUCCAACAUAGGGACGACAACAACAUCUCUCAUCGCUGCAUUAGCAGCGCCACCGGAAAAACUACAAGACACCUUGCAGAUUUCCCUCGUCCAUUUGUUCUUCAACAUAACGGGCAUUCUGCUUUACUACCCCAUUCCUUUCAUGCGAUUUCCUAUCCCUAUGGCUAAAUUUCUUGGCAACGAAACUGCCAAGUACCGGUGGUACGCCAUUUUCUACCUGGUGGGGAUGUUCUUCGUUUUGCCUGGCGUCGUUCUGGGUCUCUCCAUUGCUGGGCCUAUCGCCCUGCUAUGCGUCGGCGUUCCAUUUUUGAUAAUUCUGGUCGUCAUCGCCGUGAUCAAGAUAUUACAACGGAAGAAACCAUCCUGGUUGCCGCGUGUCAUGCGAAACUGGAAAUGGCUUCCGCUCGCUUGUCGCUCUCUGGAGCCUUACGAUCGCCAGUUCGCCAAAUGCGCUUGCUGCAAGAAAUGCAGACCGGCUGUAGAAGAAAAUGGUCCGAGUUCCGCAAUCAGCGUAGAGAUUACGGUUUCCAGCGACAGCCUAACCAAAGAUUCGUCGUAGAACAGUGCAGCAUUCUGUUUUGUUGACAAUUUUAUCUAUAAGAAGAAUCGCGCAUUUUUCAGCCACCAAGAUCAGGCAACGAAGAAAAUUGCAAAUUCAAUCAAACGAUUCUUUAUUUUCCCUUUUGACUCCAAGAUGUCGCUUUACAACCUUAAGGAAGAAAAUCUGUGUCGUCAAGAUGUUAAUUAUUAUUUUUUUUUAACUCACGGCCAAAACUCAUGCCUGUUUCCCUAUUAUGUCUGCAUUCUGUUUCGUUUGUCUGUUGUGUCAUUAAUGGAAAGGUGAAACUUUCAAUCAUAAUGGAAGAUGACGGAGCAAUUGGCGGAGUCGUGUACAUACACUAAUAAUAAAUUAUGUACGUGACAAAUUA